Messenger RNA from Salvia miltiorrhiza (redroot sage), 849 nucleotides. RefSeq lists its product as uncharacterized. Gene Ontology annotation, molecular function: protein binding. The transcript is spliced from 4 exons. NCBI's taxonomy places the organism in Eukaryota, Viridiplantae, Streptophyta, Magnoliopsida, Lamiales, Lamiaceae. Bases 151 to 546 code for a protein of 131 amino acids. The record is from RefSeq and is a predicted model, not a curated record.
AGGCUGACUCUGAACUGGAAGUAAAAAGAAAGCAGCAAUUAAUUCUCCUUCUUCCCUUCCACAAAACCCCCUCCAAGAAACUCUCCAAUCAAAAAGCAUGCAACAGAUCAUCAGCAAUCGAUCUCUCUGAUUUUUUUCCCCCAAUUUCACAUGGGAAAGUCGUCCUCGCAGCUGAGCAGAAGCCGCCCGGAGCAGACGAGCAACGGCGACGACAGCAGUAGCAGCAGCAGAGGCAAGCGGAAGAGGCCGAUGGCUAACGGCGGCGACGGGGCGGCGCGCCUGCCGCUGUCGGAGGUCGUCUCCGAUUGCAAGGAGCGGUGGUUUCAGGACUCGCUCAAGGAGGCCAAAGCCGGCGACGUCAAUAUGCAGGUGCUCGUCGGUCAGAUGUAUUAUAGCGGCUAUGGCGUCCCAAAAGACACCGAUAAGGGGAAAUUUUGGAUGACUAGGGCUUCGAGAGUUAGGUCUUCGGCGUGGAAAGUUCGAAAUAAACGUCCCGGUUACAAUGCGAGUGAUUCUGAUUCGGACGAGUCAGCUGAUGAUUCUUGAUCAUCUCCUCUUAUAUAUCUCUUCGUGAAAAUUGAAGCGUCGUUGAUGGCUUACAAAAUACGCAGUGAAUCCGGUCGGUGAGAUCCCUGGUUUGGCCAUCUAAAAGUAUUUUUGAUGCUUGAUCUCUGCCAUGAAACGCUUAGUACAAGUUUCUGUUCCAACAGAUCAUGUUUGGAUGCUUUUUGUUGCCAAGAUGUGUUGUUCUAUACUUCAAUUCAUGUUGCCUUUAUUUUACAUAUGUGAUUAUGGAACAGUUUUGGGGCGAAGUUUAUGUCAAUUCUUAAAGGUUUUUUUUUUUUUUUU